CAAACCUCCAACAACCGCUGUGGUCGCCCUGCACAGACUCGCAGACGGCCGGAGUCUCAGCAUCGUGGCAGCAUCCCCUUCUCUUUCCUCUCUACGCUCAUACCCUCCUUCUCGCGCCGUGAUCUCGUGUAUUGCAAAGUUCAUGACAUCCCCGUAGACUUGGGCAUGGACCAGGCAACCAUACUAUACGCGGGCGCGACGCUGCUCGCGCUGACGUUUGCUUCAUGCUACGCUGCCCUCGUUAUAUUGUCUCCCCCACCUCGUAAAGCGCACCCAUCCGAGAGGACCUACCGAUCCGCAACUUCACCUACAAAACCUCUCCCUCUAGGCUCCAUCGCCGACCCCGCUUCAGUUGACCUUAGCGUCAUCGUUCCCGCCUACAAUGAAACCGAGCGGUUGCCCGUUAUGCUCCAGGCUGCCAUCAUCCAUCUCAAGAAACCUGCACUGAAGGACCGGACAUAUGAGUUCGUCAUAGUGGACGACGGGAGCUCCGACGACACGGCGGAGCUGGCGCUGAAGUUCGCCGCAGACUCCCGGAGACGAGAUACGAACGCAGGGAAGGGAGGCGCGGUUAGACACGGGAUGUUGUAUGGACGGGGAAGACGCCUGCUCAUGGUGGAUGCGGAUGGUGCCAGCCGAUUUGAGGACCUGGAACUAUUGUGGAACGAAAUGGACAAGAUCGCGCCGAACGAGGAGGCCUCAGUGGUCGUCGGCAGUCGCGCGCAUCUCGUCAAGACUGAGGCAGUAGUCAAGCGCUCGCUACUGCGCAACGUACUCAUGUACGGCCUGCACACCAUCCUACGCAUCGUCGGCGUCGGCCACAUCCGCGACACGCAAUGCGGCUUCAAGCUCUUCUCGCGCGCCGCGGCGCAGAGCAUCUUCCCCUACCAGCACCUCGCCACAUGGAUCUUCGACGUCGAACUGCUGCUCCUCGCGAAGCAGCUCCGCAUGCCUGUCGCAGAGGUGCCGAUCGAGUGGCACGAGGUCUCUGGGAGCAAGCUGAACGUCGUCACAGACUCGCUGCAGAUGCUGAGGGAUCUCCUGGUCCUGAGAGCGAACCACCUUCUGGGGCGGUGGAAGGUUGGGCCCCCUCAAGCGGGAACGAUUGUGAAUGACGAGUAUGAAUUCAACUGUGAGCUCACGAUGAUCUCGUACAUUAUAAGGGGGCUCCAGGCGUUGGGAACUGAAUGA
This is a messenger RNA of Fomitopsis serialis, 1191 nucleotides long. RefSeq names its product glycosyltransferase family 2 protein. The transcript is spliced from 5 exons. The coding region runs from base 166 to 1191 and encodes 341 amino acids. The record is from RefSeq and is a predicted model, not a curated record. NCBI's taxonomy places the organism in Eukaryota, Fungi, Basidiomycota, Agaricomycetes, Polyporales, Fomitopsidaceae. Gene Ontology annotation, cellular component: endoplasmic reticulum membrane.